GGCAACCGUUUUCGUCGACCACGUGAUCAGACGUCAUAUUUGUCCCUGCUGUUCUUGCUAACGGUGUAGCCGCAAAAACAGUCCCCUGCUUUUAUACCUUUUUUAUUUGAAUUAAACGGGAGCCAUGGAGAUUGGGACAGAGAUAAGCAAGAAGAUACGAGCUGCUAUCAAGGGCAAGCUUCAAGAGCUCGGUGCUUAUAUUGAUGAGGAGCUUCCUGACUAUAUCAUGGUGAUGGUAGCGAACAAGAAAACCUCCCAACAGAUGGCCGACGACCUUUCGCUCUUCCUGGGAAACAACACCAUUAAAUUCACAACCUGGUUACAGGGUGUCCUAGAGAAGUUGAGAACUGUUGCAGUCGAGCCUGCAUCCGUCAGACAUCAGCUCCAGUCUGACAGUGGUGCGGUGGCUGGGAAGAGGCGGUCAUCUUUGAGUGAAGACAUCAGAGCAGAGGAGCUGAAGGUGCUGACGGUGUCCAGCUCUCGCUCUGAUAGGACUGAAGCACGUGUGUCCAGUUCCGCUCAUGAAAACAGGAGAGGCACCACGGAGAGGAGUUCCUCUCGACUCACCUCCACUGUGAAGCCCCUCAUGGAGCUGCUCCCCUCAGAAGCUGUCAUUGACAUCAAACCGGAGAUGGAUGAUGACUUCAUCGCAGAGGACCCAGUGGAAAUAGGUACCAGCCAUGGUCGAACACGCGGCGCUGCUGGUAGACCCACAGCUGAAAUCUACAGACCGGGUCAGAGCAAGUUUACAUCUGCAACCUCUGCAGACACCUGUCGAGCCACAGAAGGAUCCUCUCACAGCAGGCAGCAGGACAGCAGAAGCAGCAGAACCUCCAGAAUGGGAUCCAGUAAGCAGGAGGAGUUGUCACGGAAACGUAAGGCGCCAGUCGCAAGUUCGGUGGUGCGAGUGAACCGAGCAGCAGACGAGGACAGCGAUGACGUGGAAGAGGAGGAAACAGGCUACGGAGGAAGAGGCGUGUCCAGUAGAGUGUCCUUGCCCUCCAAACCAGAGCGCAAACCUACUCUUCCUCCAGCCAAGCAAGCCAACAGGAAUCUGAUACUGAAGGCUAUCUCUGAGGCUCAGGACUCAAUCACCAAAACCACAGCCUACCCCACAAUACCACAGAGGCAGACUGUUCCUGUGGCACCUCGUACUCGUCUGGCCAGCAGUGAAGAGAUGACUGCAGCCAUCCAGCUGGUUCAGGAUCACCUCCACAGCCUGGCCCCCAGGGUUCCUUCCUACAACUCCACAGAACUACCUCCUUCGAGAGCACCUGCUCCAGCGAGAUCUUUAGCCUCCCGCCUCCAGUUGGACUUAGCAGAGAGAAAUGACGGAGGAGAGCAAAGUCACUAUGGCGUUGAGGUUGCUGCAGGCAGUGAUUCAAAGACAUUUGACACCCGCUCCUUCAUAAUGAGUCGACCGCAGCUGCAACAACCUGCAGCCGGAAGCCAGCAGCGUCUUCAGGCAAGGGAGGAAGUCCAUUCUGCUAUACCACGCACUGUCCAGGCUGGGUACACACUUAAGGAGCGUGGUGACACUGCCAGUCCCAAGUUUAUAGUGACAUUAGAUGGGGUACCAAGCCCUCUGGGGAUUCUCGCAGACUGUGAAAUGGAGUUGGAUGACGUCAGACCACCCACAAAGGUCACAGAGGCGACGGUUCAGGUCAACAGGGAGCCCAAAGUUAGCAUCCUUCAGAGACUACAGGGAGUAGUCACAUCAUCAGAAGAUGAUGUGAUGGACAUUGAUAUGUCGGAGGAGGACGCUGUCCCUUUAAAGAAACAGAAGGUGUUGGAGCGCUGCAAGUUCUGGCCUGUUUGUAAAAGUGGAGACGAGUGCUCGUACCAUCACCCUACUACACAGUGCAAGACUUUUCCCAACUGCAAGUUUGGGGAUAAAUGCCUUUUCGUUCAUCCUAAUUGUAAAUACGACGCCAGGUGUAGUAAGCCGGAGUGUCCCUUCACUCACGUCAGCCGCAGAAGCACAGUUGCUCCUCCACCCAGGCCUGCAAUGCAGCCAGUGCAGAAUACUACUGUGUGUCGCUUCUUCCCAGACUGCAAGAAGAUGGAGUGUCCGUUUUAUCAUCCGAAGCCUUGUCGCUUCGCGGGGCAGUGCAAACGAGCCGGAUGUACCUUCUACCACCCGACCACAUCUGUGCCUCCAAGACACGCCCUGAAGUGGACAAAGACACAGAGCAGCUAAUAAAGUCCGGGGAGUCUGGUGGGAAUCUGAUAAUGGUUAACAUGUGAAGCUGCAGAAGAUGUUCUGUAUCCGUGUUCAUGGAUUUUCAUUAAUUUGACUGUUGUUUUGUUAUAUUUUAAUGUAUGGUGUGGACUGCUUUUUAAGAGAAGUGUUUUGUAAGAUGAACCGUCAGGUUUUUGCUGAUGCUCUCAGAAUAUUAAAUGACACCGUAAUGAGCUUUA
Molecule: messenger RNA, 2421 nt
Organism: Acanthopagrus latus (yellowfin seabream)
Lineage: Eukaryota; Metazoa; Chordata; Actinopteri; Spariformes; Sparidae
Gene: zc3h14
Product: zinc finger CCCH-type containing 14
Exons: 17
Coding region: 125-2200 (691 amino acids)
Biological process (GO): regulation of mRNA stability
Cellular component (GO): cytoplasm; nucleus
Molecular function (GO): poly(A) binding; metal ion binding
Source: RefSeq, a predicted model, not a curated record